CUCCCCGGUAAAGUCUCGCGGUGCUGCUGGGCUCAGCCCCGUCUCCUCCUCCUGCUCCCUCUCGGCCGGGCGGCGGUGACUGUGCACGGAGAUCGGAGCGGGCAGCGCAGCCGUGCCCGCCCCGCCAGCAUGGCCACCACCGCCCCCUGCACCCGCUUCACCGACGACUACCAGCUCUACGAAGAGCUCGGCAAGGGCGCUUUCUCUGUGGUCCGAAGAUGUGUCAAGAAAACCUCCACUCAGGAGUAUGCAGCAAAAAUCAUUAACACCAAGAAGCUCUCAGCCCGAGAUCACCAGAAGUUAGAAAGGGAGGCUCGAAUAUGCCGGCUCUUGAAACACCCAAACAUUGUGCGCCUCCAUGACAGUAUUUCUGAAGAAGGGUUCCACUACCUCGUCUUUGACCUCGUUACCGGCGGGGAACUGUUUGAAGACAUUGUAGCCAGAGAGUACUACAGUGAAGCAGAUGCCAGCCACUGUAUUCAUCAGAUCCUAGAGAGCGUCAACCACAUCCACCAGCAUGACAUCGUGCAUCGUGACCUCAAGCCUGAGAACCUUCUGCUGGCAAGUAAAUGCAAGGGUGCUGCUGUCAAACUGGCUGACUUUGGACUAGCCAUUGAGGUGCAGGGAGAUCAACAGGCUUGGUUCGGCUUUGCUGGGACGCCAGGGUAUCUGUCCCCUGAAGUCUUGAGGAAAGAUCCUUAUGGAAAACCCGUGGACAUCUGGGCCUGUGGGGUGAUCUUGUACAUCCUCCUGGUGGGAUACCCUCCCUUCUGGGAUGAGGAUCAACACAAACUCUAUCAGCAGAUCAAAGCUGGAGCAUAUGACUUUCCAUCACCAGAAUGGGACACCGUGACUCCUGAAGCAAAGAACUUAAUUAACCAGAUGCUGACAAUAAACCCUGCCAAGCGGAUCACGGCCGAUCAAGCACUGAAGCACCCAUGGGUCUGCCAACGCUCUACAGUGGCCUCCAUGAUGCACCGACAGGAGACCGUGGAAUGCUUGCGAAAGUUCAACGCCCGGAGAAAGCUGAAGGGUGCCAUCCUCACGACAAUGUUGGUUUCCAGGAAUUUUUCAGUUGGCAGGCAGAGCUCCGCCCCAGCCUUGGCCGCCGUGAGCGCCGCCGGCCUGGCCGGGCAAGCUGCCAAAAGCCUGUUGAACAAGAAGUCAGAUGGAGGUGUGAAGAGCAACAACAAAAACAGUCUCGUAAGCCCAGUCCAAGAGCCUGCGCCAUUGCAGACGGCCAUGUCUCAUCGCUACUGCUGCUGCCGCUGCUACUCUUGGGGAGGGGAGUUGGAGGCAGCUACUACAGUGCCCCUGGGGAAACAGAAGAGAGCCCCUCUGGAGAGAAAUGCAGCCCUAUCUCGACAGGAGGGCAACUCCCCUCUUCUCCUCUCACAGGAACCCCAAACUACCGUGGUACACAAUGCAACAGACGGAGUCAAGGGCUCCACAGAAAGUUGUAACACCAAUACUGAAGAUGAAGACCUCAAAGCUGCCCAGCUCCGCACUGGGGAUCGCAGCAGCUUGGGGUCUGAUGGACGGAGUCCCCGGGACAGAACAGCCCCCUCAGCAGGCAUGCAGCCCCAGCCUUCUCUCUGCUCCUCAGCCAUUCGGAAACAAGAAAUCAUUAAGAUCACGGAGCAGCUGAUUGAAGCCAUCAACAAUGGGGAUUUUGAUGCCUACACGAAGAUCUGUGAUCCGGGCCUCACCUCCUUCGAGCCUGAGGCCCUCGGCAACCUGGUGGAGGGGAUGGACUUCCAUAAAUUUUACUUUGAGAAUCUACUAUCUAAGAACAGCAAGCCCAUCCACACGACCAUCCUGAAUCCCCACGUGCAUGUCAUUGGGGAGGACGCAGCCUGCAUCGCCUACAUACGCCUUACCCAGUACAUUGAUGGCCAGGGCCGGCCCCGUACUAGCCAGUCUGAGGAGACCCGAGUCUGGCACCGCCGUGACGGCAAAUGGCUCAAUGUGCACUACCACUGUUCGGGGGCCCCUGCUGCCCCGCUGCAGUGAGCUCUCCCUCAGUGAUGUUAGGAGAUUCCCAGCCAGAGGUCGAACCUUCGCAGCCAGCGGCUCUGGAGGGCCUGAGUGACAGCGGCAGUCAUGUUCGUUUGAGGUUUAAAAAAACAAUUAAAAUUACAAAGCGGCAGCAACCAAUGCACGCCCCUGCAUGCAGCCCGCCCGCCCAUCGUGUCUGUCUCUGCUGUACCGAGGUGUUUUUUACAUUUAAAAAAAAAGAAAAAGAAAAAAAGAUUGUUUUAAAAAAAAGGAAUCCAUACAGCUGAUCAUGUUUUAAAACCACCUGCAGCCCCUCCCUGGGCUGGCAAGAGGGCAGGAGUUUGAGCAUCAGGCUCCUCUACCUGGCAGUGAGUAAGCCCAGGCUUGCCAAUCCCCAUGGACUCUUGGGGGAGUGGGGCCCAGGCAGGAACUCUUGACCCUGCCCCUGCUCCAGGCCACAAAAGCGACUGUGCGCGGGGUCAUCCGGAUCUCUGCAGCCCCUGAGGUGGCUUGCCCAGCCCUGGGUCCUAGGAAUGGACUUCUUCAGAGUGUGCACGUGAGCCCAGAGGGAAGGCCAGACCGGCGACAGGUCAUGAGAUGGCUAAUGCUUGGAGCUUAUUUUUCCCUUCCCAGGGGGAAGAUGGCAUCCUCCCCAGGCAGCUACCAUUGCAAAGGCAGCACUGAAAAGCAGCGGUUCCAAGAUGGUGGGCUUGCGGCUGGGAUUUUACUGUACUGUUCACUUAGCAUAGCCAGGAGGCUUGGUGCUGCAGAAAUGUGUCCACUAGGAAGCAGGCAGAAACCUGGUGUUAGUAUGACAUGUACUCCCUCAUCCAUCUAUUUCUAUAGGAUGCACAACCACGCAUGGGUCUGGGUACCAAGGCCUGGACCCCCAGCUGGGAAGGGGUAGGGGCUGCCGCUUUGCUUGUUGUUUGUUCUAGUAUGACUUGGCCAGGAUGGAGCCCUGCUACUCCCCCUGUAGCCUUGGGCAAUUCCAUUUCUGUGCCGAUUUUAGUUGUCUUUGUCUUGCCUUUUUUUUUCAUGGUGAUGGCCCCAAUUCCAAACCUCAUCUGGGCCUGGGGCCACUACAGAGUGCCCUAAUGGGAAUGGGAGACAUGGGACUGUCCAUCUUGUUUUCUCUCUGGAGUUGGCUUGUCUAACUCUUGCCUAGGUGUCCCUACUUCAAGAGACCUCUCUACUGACCAACAGAGGCUGAGAAUUGCUGCUGGAGAGUCUGCAUGGGCCUUCACCUUCCUCUACCCUGCAUGCACCCCAAAAAAGGAGGUGCCCAGGGCCAUGGCUCCCCUCAAUUUUCCUUCCUAUUCCCAGGGGGUUCUACUGCCACAAGGGAGGGAAUUGCACCUCACACAGGAAGAAGGAAAGGUGUUUGAGGACAAAUUAGGUCAUGUGCCAGGGUCCUGUGCACAAAUACUGACCUACCUGCACCUUUCCAGGGAAGGUGGGCAGGCCCCAGAGCCCCUGGAGUGCCUUCAGAGUAUGAAGCUAUAGUGAUUGGGGGCAGGAGAGGAGCUGAGAGCCCCCAAGGGCCAGGUGUGCAUGCCCACCCUCUGGGCCCCAGGCCCCCUUUCCUUUCCUGCAUUCUGCAUUGCCAGCACGCAGACAACUUCACAACAUGGUUUGGUUUUGCAGUCUUUGAGACAAAUGGUCUUUGAAACCCAUAGCUUGAUAUUGGCUGCUCCAGCCCCACCUCUCCUUAGCAUUCUUACUCUCCUCUUCUGGGGCUAACGUCAGCAUCUAUAGAAUUUAGAUUAUUAAAAAAAUCACCUUUUAAACAGGAAAUGGAAGGCAUUUGAUGCAGAAUUUUUGCAUGAUGACAUAGAAAUAAUUUAAGAACUAGCUAGUGUUUGUUCUGAAUGUUGGUAGACCCUUCAUAGCUUUGUUACAAACGAAACCUUGAACUAAAGAUAUUUAAUAAAAUAACAUUUAAACAGUC
Molecule: messenger RNA, 3949 nt
Organism: Monodelphis domestica (gray short-tailed opossum)
Lineage: Eukaryota; Metazoa; Chordata; Mammalia; Didelphimorphia; Didelphidae
Source: RefSeq, a predicted model, not a curated record